AUGGUGCAAAAACCGCCGUUUACCGUCGAGGACCCCAAUGCAAAACCCGUCGAAGGCGAGACCAUUCCGCGCCGACAUCCCAAAGCCAAGAAUGGCCUCCUAACACGCCCGGCCGACGACGUUAGCACAGUGUUCGAGCUGCUGAAGCGAAGCGCCGAGAACCACCCCGACGAGCCGGCCGUCGGCAGCCGGAAGCUGAUCAAGAUUCACAAGGAGAUGAAAAAGGUGCCCAAGAUGGUAGACGGCGAGAUACAGGAGGUUGAAAAGGAAUGGCAGUAUUUCGAGUUGUCGGGCUACUCUUUCAUAACGCAUGGCGAGUACGAGACGCUCACCCGACAGCUCGGGUCAGGUAUGCGGAAACUCGGUCUACAGCCACACGACAAGCUACACCUCUUCGCGAGCACCAGCGCACAGUGGCUCAGCAUGAGCCAUGCUUGCUCUGUUCAGUCCAUGGCUAUAGUGACCGCUUAUGACACGCUUGGCGCAAGUGGCUUUGAGCAUACCCUAAUCCAGUCCAAACCAAAAGCGCUAUUCAUCGACCCUCACCUGUUCAAGACCGUCGUUGGCCCACUCAAGAACGCCCCGAGUGUCAAGCAUAUCAUCUACAAUGAUAGCACGCACCAGCCCAUACCAGACAAGCAAAUCGAUGAAUUCAAGGCCGCCCACCCGGAGCUCACGGUGCUUAGCAUCGAAGAACUCCGUGCCUUGGGAGAAGACCAUCCUGUGGACCCUGUCCCACCAAAACCUCAAGAUCUCUAUUGUAUCAUGUACACAUCAGGCAGUACUGGCCUUCCCAAGGGUGUACCUAUCACCCACGCAGGUUUUGUGGCUGCGGUCGCGGGCCUGUAUGCUAUAGUAGAAGAGUGUGUGAGCCCCAGGGAGGUGCUCUUAGCAUACUUGCCCUUGGCUCACAUCUUCGAGAUGGUCGUCGAGAAUCUUGUCAUCUUUGUCGGCGCCACACUUGGUUACGGCUCUGCUCGCACGCUGGUGGACUCGAGCAUGCGGAACUGCGCUGGUGAUAUGCGUGAGCUGAAGCCUACGAUUUUGGUAGGCGUACCACAGGUCUGGGAAACAGUGAAGAAGGGUGUCAUGAGCCGGGUAAGCUCGUCUGGCCCGCUUAUCAAGAACCUCUUCUGGGGUGUGUUCAAUUUGAAGUCUAUGCUCGUCAAGUACGGAUUACCUGGUGCGACACUUUUCGACAAUGCUGUAUUUGGGCAGGUCCGCAAGAUGACCGGCGGCAGACUACGCUUCAUUGUCAACGGCGCCAGCGGUAUUUCGGACAGUACGCGGCAUUUCAUGUCGAUGGUGGUGGCACCCAUGAUCAACGGCUACGGCCUUACCGAGACCUCUGGCAACGGCGCAGUCGGAUCACCUUUACAAUGGACGGAAUCCGCCAUUGGUCCAAUCUCAGCUGCAAUCGAGGUCAAGCUUGUGUCAUUACCAGAGCUGAAUUACUCUGCCGAUUCGAAUCCGCCGCAGGGCGAGAUUCUCAUGCGAGGCGCUCCGGUUCUGUCAGAAUACUUCGACAAUCCCGAGGAGACCGAGAAGGCAAUCACGCCGGAUGGCUGGUUCCACACCGGUGACGUCGGCGAAUGGGACUCCAAUGGUCACCUGCGCGUCAUUGACCGUGUGAAGAACCUAGUCAAGUUACAGGGCGGCGAGUACAUUGCUCUCGAGAAACUCGAGGCCGUGUAUCGCGGAAGCCAUGUGGUGCACAAUGUCAUGAUCUACGGCAGCGGCUCUCACCCGCGACCGAUUGCAGUCAUCAGCCCUAAUGAGGCUAAGCUAAAGGAGAUCGCAGAGAGCCUAGGUGUCAAUGAGCACGACAUGCACAGGAGCGCAAAGGUCAAAGACGCUGCGCUCAAGGAUCUGGUCUCGGUGGGUAGAAAGGCUGGGCUGACGGGGCUCGAGCUGGUGUCGGGUGUGGUAUUGGUCGAGGACGAGUGGACGCCGGUCAAUGGCCUCGUAACGGCAACGCAAAAGGUCAAUCGUAGAGCGCUGAAAGAAAAGUACAAGAAAGAUAUUGAAGACGCUUUCGGUAGAGAUUGA
Phaeoacremonium minimum UCRPA7 is the source of this 2049-nucleotide messenger RNA. RefSeq names its product putative long-chain-fatty-acid- ligase protein. The record is from RefSeq and is a predicted model, not a curated record. Gene Ontology annotation, molecular function: long-chain fatty acid-CoA ligase activity. Lineage: Eukaryota; Fungi; Ascomycota; Sordariomycetes; Togniniales; Togniniaceae. Gene Ontology annotation, biological process: long-chain fatty acid metabolic process; long-chain fatty-acyl-CoA metabolic process. The transcript is spliced from 2 exons. Bases 1 to 2049 code for a protein of 682 amino acids. Gene Ontology annotation, cellular component: endoplasmic reticulum; lipid droplet; plasma membrane.